ACACCAUUUUACAUUUCUGGGAUAAAAUUGGAAAAUCCAGAUCAUACGGACUGUUCUGUUCGUAUCAACGAUUUUUUUAAAAAUAAAAUCAGAUUUUACUAAAUUUAAUUGGAGAACUAGAUGCGUUUAACGAACGAGUAUUAUCCCAAAUGGGUUGGUAAUUUACGUGGUUACAGCCAAUGUCUACACUGAAAUUCAACUUGACCAAAUAAAAAAUCAAAAUAUGCGUACCACUGCCAGUUCUGCAGCAACGUACCCUGAAAAUUGUUAAUAAUUAGGAUAAUUAGUCGUCAAUGGGAUAGAAUAUACACUAUUGGUCGCUUUGUGAUUCAGUGUUAAUUGUGAUCUCGUGAGUUUAUCGAAAUAGAGUUUUGUUAUCGGAAUCCUCUAAUAAAUUUGCUAAUUGUUUUUUUUUUUAAUUGUACGUUUGUUUUGAAGUGCGGAAACAUCGGUUUUCCUUUUUUCGAAAUUAAAUUUUGUUUUCUUUUUAAUCGAAAAAUUUGAAAAAGUGCAACGAAAAUGUCCGAUUACAACGCGUACACACAGCAAAUACUGAAGGUGACCGUGGCCCAAUUAUGCCAAACAAUUGGCUGGAAUUCGAUUUCCAAUACGCCCUUGGAGCUAAUGAGCGACAUAUUGAAUAAAUACAUCAAAGAGAUAGCCACCCAGACGCAUCGUUACUCGGAGUUGUAUGGACGAACCGAACCCAAUCUGGACGAUGUUGCGCUGGCCUUCAAGGACAUGAACGUCAACAUUGCCGAUUUGGAAGAGUAUGUCAACAACGUGGAUCCAGUACCGUGUGCCAUUGAUGUACCGAAAUAUCCGGCACAGAAAGAGAACCAUUUGAAUUUUCUCAAACCGGGCAGUAAAGAGGUGGUCACUCGACCUGUUCAUAUCCAUGAGUAUUUGCCGCCGAUGCAUGCCGAACGAGAAGAUGAGGAAAAGCCGCCCGAAGUAUUGGACACAAGCGCCGAACAAACCGUUGAGGUCGUUUCCAUGCCGGGUGAUGACAAUGAAUUCUCGCGAAAAAACGAUUCGUUCGAUCAGAAACCAAUCAGCAGACCAACGGAAGCGGAGACCCGUUACACCAGAGAAAUAACGAGCGUUAUGAUGACUACAUCUGGAUUCAUAUCAGAGGCUCGGAUGGGAAAGCUUCCAGAUGCCAAGGCACCGAUAAUACAUGUAGCAGAUGUGGAAAAACCUCCAGCGAAAGAACCACCGUCGGCAGCUGUCGGCUCUUUGUUGUCGAAUUCAGUGAACGGUGUUAAGGCCGAAAAGGUGAAGGGCGAAAAAAUCAAAUCGGAAAAGAUAAAGAAGAAGAAGACAUUGCCAGCGGCCGUACUGCAGGAGAAGAAACGCAAAAAGGAAAAAUCGUUGAAAGACGGACUGCAUGGACAUCAAUUGUCACCGAUGGGUCCACCGCCAGCAAAGCAAAUGCCUGCAAACGUCGCCCCAAUUUACCUGCCAAAUGAUACGCCAAUGUCCGUAGUGGCCGAACAGCAGAAAAUCGGUAAGAAAGCGUUUCUGCCGAAGAUACCGAGAAAGCACAAGGUCAAAGAUCCGAACAAACCAGCCAAAUCCGUUCUUGAUGGAAAAGUGAAAAAGCCCAAAAAGCCACCAAAGAACAAGCACUUGGUCCACGCUUUAGACGAACUGUUCAAAGUGAAUCAGCCAACGUUUCUGUCAGCUAUACAUCCCACUCUACCAAUGGAUACAAAACACGAACGAACUGAUGCAUCCAUCGAUCUCAUCGACCAAUCAAACGUACUACCAAAUCCAGCAUCAAUGCAGCCAAUGCCGGAUCAAUUACCACCAUUCCAUCCAAAUGCGGCCCAGCCAUCGUCGAACUUUAUGUUCGAAGGAAAAUUGUCCACCGAACCGGACAAACGUAAGCUGAACAUUAUCAAGCGAAUCUCGUCCAAAAACAAAGAGGAUGCAGUCAAGCAAGGCCUACCACUACCACCACACAUAAAUCUGCCGGAAACAUCAAUAUUUCCCGUGGAUGAUACCGGCAUGAUGGCGUCACCAACAUCAUCAAUGCAUUCACCGACAUUGCCCGGUCACCUGCAAGUGCCCGCAAAGAAAACACCGAAGAAAUCGCCAACCAUGUCCGCAAAAAAACUGAUGAAACAGUUUGGUCAUGACAUGCCAUUGAACAUGACACUGCCAAAACCCGGCGAAAAUAUGGAUUUCCCGAUGGGACUGACACCGAAACAGCUAAAGGCAGCUGCCAAGAAGCAAAUGAAAGCACUGAAAGAACCGAAGGAGAAAAAAGUUCGUGUGAAAAAGGAGAAGCUGAAGGCAAAGGACAAGAAAUUAAAAGACCAAUCAUGGCCAAUGGCUGCCACCGACUUAUCAAUGAGUGGACCGUCGCCGAUCAUUCCACCACCACAGGCAAUGCCGCCACGGAAAACCGAUCCCAUACCGCCAAUACUACAAAACUUAUACGACCAACACAUUACGCAACAGUUUGCCAAUCACUUGCGUGGCAAUUUGGGUAACAUGGCCAAUCUGCGUGGAGCAGAGUUUAUGCAAAACUUUCCCAUGUAUCCGUGGUCGGGACCUGGUCUCAUUCCUGGCAAUCCAUUGUUCCCGAAUUUUCCAUUGCAACCGCGACAACGAUUACCAUUUCCGUUGCCCAAUUUUGAGAUGUUCGGCUCGUUUCCUCGCUUAAAACGACCGCACAUUGAAAAAGCCGAGCCCGAACCGAUGGCCAUGCCAAUCAACUACGAAAUGGCGCAAUGCAAUGUGGCUCCAUUAGUGCCUGCCUCAUUGAAAUUGGAAGAUCUUUCAUCGCCUCCGCAAGCAGCGACAAAUAGUUAUUUGCCAUCGUCCAAGUCGUCUCUCCCCUCGUCAACAUCCAUUUCACUUGUGCCAAGCAGCCACACCAAAUCGAAACCGCUAACACCAGAACCGAAGAUUGAUAAUCAAACCAUCGAUUUAACGGACGAUCCAUACGAUGACCAGGCAUCGCCAAUUCCGAAACGCAUGGAAUCACCACUGAGAAUAGCAUCACCACACACAGACCAUCAAAUGGGCUACAUUCCGCCGCACAAACAACGACGGUUAUCUUCAUCGCCACGGCAUCCGUCUAGCUCAUUGAACAUGGACGAUACACAGUCGAUGACCGAUAGCAAUGUUGAAGAUGCAGAUAAUGGGAACAGUUCUGCUCGAGAAAAAUCAUCGAAAGGCGAGAAGCGAAAGGACAAAGAGCACAAAAAGGAUAAGAAGGACAAAGAAGGCAAAAUCAAGAAGAAGAAAGACAAAAAGGACAAAACGAAGAGCAAAGAGAAAAGUGAAAAACGAAAAGACAAGGAGGACAAGCACAAGGACAAGGAAUUGAAAUUGAAGACGAAAAAGGAUAAGAAGGAGAAGCGAAAGGAAAAGGAACUGGCUCGUGUUCUUUGUGGCAUGGCAAACACACCACCAAUGCACGAUCUGGGUGUAUCGUCGCCCGGAUCGGGUAGAGAUUCAGAUAGUUCGAUUGUGCCGAAACUUACACUAAAACUGGGAACAUCACCGAGACCUGACACACCCGAUUCGCAUCGAAAAAUCACAAUCAAACCGAUUCGUCGGGAGCAUACAUCGGAAAUGGACAUAGAUGACAAUUCAUCGGUGCAACAGGACUCGGAUCGAAGUCGUGAAGCAUCACCGGAAUUGGCACGGUUCAGCGCUCUAGUCACACGUCCACCGAAGCAAAAAACGCCCGUUCAGAAAAAAAAAGAUGAAGAAAAGUCAGACCUACAUACUGCUGAUCAUCACACUGAAUCGCCUGGAACAUUACCCACGGAUCCAGUCAAACAACCAAUCACCACACCACAGCCAGCACCGACUCGUGGACGACCCAAAGGCAGUACAAAUGCGGCAAUUGCAGCAGCAGCUGCAGCUGCAGCAGCAGCAGCCAUAGCUGCAGCCGGAUCCAAUGCUCAGAUACAGCCGACAAAUGCAACACCAUUGGAAGCAGCCUGUUCAUCGUUGAAACAUCAACGUAAAAUGAAUCCACCGAAAAUGAAAGACGAGAAAUCGUCAUCGAAAAGCUGUUCAUCAAAGAGUUCUAAAUCGCCAAACGACAAAAUUGGCCCAGCGUUGAACGUUCGGGACUCCGACGGAAACCAGGUGUGGAUAUGUCCUGCCUGUGGCCGCGUAGAUGAUGGAACACCAAUGAUCGGCUGCGAUGGGUGUGAUGCGUGGUACCAUUGGGUUUGCGUCGGUAUUCAAGUUCCUCCAGAUGCAAAUGAAGAUUGGUACUGUCGCGUGUGCAUCGCAAAGAAACAGGAGUGGCAAGGCGGUGAUAAGAAGAAGAAGCGCAAGAAGAAGGACAAAAAGGACCAUUAACAUUGGCUUAAAGGCCAACACCAUCAGUUGGCCAAUGUGAUAGGGAAGAACCCCACUGAUAGAACCGCCGUCGCAUUGGCGUCGAGUGAGUCUACAGUGAAAAGUGAAUUAUCGAAAAGUGAAAUAGGGCAAACAGAUCGAGACCGCUCGGUACAUGGAAAAGAGAUCGUUGUGAGAAAACGUGGACGACCACGUAAAAUACCUGCAUAGAAACAUUGUAAAUAAUCGAAUGUGUACAUAGAAUCAAUUCCAUCAAAUGUGUAUAUAAUCAACAGAUCAAUUAACAUUUUUGUACAUUCAAUAUAAAUGAAGUGAAUUCAUACGAAUAAACUACGC
This is a messenger RNA of Bradysia coprophila, 4671 nucleotides long. RefSeq lists its product as uncharacterized. Gene Ontology annotation, molecular function: p53 binding; transcription factor binding; protein heterodimerization activity. NCBI's taxonomy places the organism in Eukaryota, Metazoa, Arthropoda, Insecta, Diptera, Sciaridae. The record is from RefSeq and is a predicted model, not a curated record. Gene Ontology annotation, biological process: positive regulation of transcription by RNA polymerase II. Gene Ontology annotation, cellular component: transcription factor TFIID complex.